Messenger RNA from Scomber japonicus (chub mackerel), 2104 nucleotides. RefSeq names its product PYD and CARD domain containing. The record is from RefSeq and is a predicted model, not a curated record. Gene Ontology annotation, biological process: inflammatory response; innate immune response; regulation of apoptotic process. The transcript is spliced from 13 exons. Gene Ontology annotation, molecular function: protein binding. Bases 1 to 2085 code for a protein of 694 amino acids. NCBI's taxonomy places the organism in Eukaryota, Metazoa, Chordata, Actinopteri, Scombriformes, Scombridae.
AUGGCACCAGUUAAGGAGAAGCUUUUGGAAACACUGGGGGAAUUAAGUUUCGGGGAGAUCCAGCAAUUCAAGUGGUUGCUGCAGCAACUUCAAAUGGAAGAUUUCCCUAAGAUCCCGAGAGUCCGAAUGGAGAUGGCAGACAGCGCAGUUGAUAUAGUGGAGUUAAUGGUUGAGAUCUGCGGUCAACAGUCUGUGGAGGUGACCAGGGACGUUUUAAAGGUGAUGAACAGGAUGGAUCUGGUGUGGAGUUUGUCAGACACCAGCUCAGCAAACCAAGGACCUGCAAGAAGUUUGGAGUUUGGAGCUUAUGGAGGCAUUACGGACGAAACAAAGAAACCAGUUAAAGUGAAACUUUUGGAAACACUGGAAGAAUUAAGUUUCAACGAGAUCGAGCAGUUCAAGUGGUUGCUGCAGCACCUUCAAAGAAAAGAUCUCUCAAAAAUCCCAAGAGACCGAAUAGAAAUGGUAGACAGGGUUGACCUAGUGGAGCUGAUGGUGGAGUUCUGCGGUCAACAGUCUGUGGAGGUGACCAGGGAGGUUUUAAAGGAGAUGAACAGGAUGGAUCUGGUGUGGAGUUUGUCAGACAUCAGCUCACCGUCCAAAGGGCCUGCAAGAAGUUUGGAGUUGGGGGCUUAUGGAGGCAUUAUGGAUGAAACAAUUACACCAGUUAAGGAUAAACUUUUGGAAAUACUGGGAGAAUUGAGUUUCGAGGAGAUCGAGCAUUUGAAGUGGUUGCUGAAGCACCUUCAAGUGGAAGAUUGCCCAAUAAUCCCAAGAUACCAGUUAGAAAUGGCUGACAUGGUUGACCUAGUGGAUCUGAUUGUGGAGAUUUGCGGUCAACAGUCUGUGGAGGUGACCAGGGAGAUUUUAAAGGAGAUGAACAGGAUGGAUCUGGUGUGGAGUUUGUCAGACACCAGCUCAGCAUUCAAAGGUCCUUCAAGAAGCUUGGAGUCUGAGGCUGGUGGAGCCAUUAUGGAGUCAAAUGACUGGAUGAAAUUUGAACCUGAAGUGAACAGUACAGAUGCAGAUGAGGAUCCAACUCACAGUCUACUGUGUGAUGCUGGAAAGUUUGAAUGCAGUGUAUCUGGCCUGCGAUGGGUCUGUGACAAAAGAGUCAGCUUUAAGUACCAGUUCUGCUCUUGGGAAGAACACAUGGAGAGAAUGGAAAGCUUACAAUACAUGCCUGCAGGUCCCCUAAUGGACAUCACAGUCACUGCUGGGAAGUUAAAAGAAGUGUACCUGCCUCACUGGAUCUGUACAGAUGACAACCCUGAAAUACUUGAUGAGUUUGCAGUCCUGCACAUAGAUUCCUCUGGAGAUGUUGUUGAAGACGCGUCUGAGGUCACAUCAUCCCACGUCAAGUUAUCUGAACCAAUUUUCUCUCCAAGAGCGGUCCUGAUGAAAGCCGGCUUUCCAGUGAAAAUAAACUGUAAUGUGUUAAUAUACAAGACCAAUACAGCGUUCCUCACACUCCACGUUUAUCUGAUCCCACGUGAUCCUGGACUCGGACAGAUAAUGGACAAGAGGGAAUUAUCCUAUGGAUACGAAGUAAUCCGAAAACCACAUCCAGAGAGGUCCCUGAAACUCCAGGAUCGUUUCAUCCUAACAACAGACUUGGACAAGGCAGAGAUUUAUCCUAAGACACUGAAGCUCAGAUAUGAAAACAGAAACCCAAAUUUCUUCGAAGUGUUUGUUGAAAAUCCAGACAGAAACUUUCAGCUCAAGCUUGCACUAGAAAAUGAGCUUGAACCAGUUUGGAUCUGUGCUAUUCGAAAAGAUGAAUACCAAAGCACUGGUCAACAACAACAACAAGAAGGAAAGGACUUUGUGGAUAAACACUGGUGUAGUCUGAUCGGGAGGGUGAACAAUUUAGGCCCAAUCAUGGAUAAUCUGCGGACAGAGGGUGUAGUCCACCAAGAAAAAUAUGAUCAAAUCAUGGCUCUCCCAACCACGCAGGAGAGGAUGAGAACACUCUUCAGUGGUCCCCUGAAAGCAAGUGGGGAUAAAGGCAAAGACAUCUUCUACAGACUCCUUCAGAAGCAUGAGCCAUAUCUUGUCAAAGAUCUCAAGGGGAAUGAGUUUUAAAGACUGUGCCAUGGUGAAA